Molecule: messenger RNA, 1850 nt
Organism: Aspergillus novofumigatus IBT 16806
Lineage: Eukaryota; Fungi; Ascomycota; Eurotiomycetes; Eurotiales; Aspergillaceae
Product: bZIP transcription factor
Exons: 3
Coding region: 249-1640 (463 amino acids)
Biological process (GO): regulation of DNA-templated transcription
Molecular function (GO): DNA-binding transcription factor activity
Source: RefSeq, a predicted model, not a curated record
GGCCGAGGCUCCAUACGACGACAAGCCAAUCAAGCCACUUCCUGAUUGGGGAAGCAUCCAGCCCAGCUGACGAGGUUCUUAGACUUUAUCAUGGCGAUUCAAAGGAAGAAUCAUAUUUAUCACCUUACAGCAGAUACCUGCAUUGCAUGACUGACUUUUACCAAAGUUCUAUUGAACUCGCUUCGUAGCUCUGUGACUCUCAUCUCGACGAAAGCUAUCUCUUAAAAGACGAUCUCAACAGAUCUAGGAUGUCUGAGCAAGAGUUUCCCUUACUGACCUGGGAGGAGGUUCAUCAGAAUCUAGUGCUGUCCAGCCGCAGUCGACCAGCUGUACCGGAUCUCCCGGGUUCCAACAAGAUCACUUCGCUUCUGUCUGCAUCCUCAUACUUACUCCCAGAACGCUCUAUUAGUCCACAACCAGCGACACCUCACCCUCGAACGCAACUUUACGGCGGCUUUUAUCUGGAAGAUCCGCCUGGUGCGGAUCAGCAGCCGGAAGUGUCGAAGCAUAAGUCCUCGAAACGAACCAGAACAGAUAUCGAUCCCACGGAUGGCCCGCUCUCAAGAAAACGAGGGCGACCUCGUAAGUCAGCUGGCGAAGGAGAAGAUCCUCAUGAGCGGCGUCGAAUGCAAAUUCGACUAGCACAACGGGCAUAUCGUUCCCGCAAGGAAGCCAGCGUUUCUUCCCUCCAAAGCCGCGUUCUUAAGCUUGAGAGUGCAGUGGAGCAGAUCAGUGCAGCUUUUUUGUCAUUUAGCGAUGAGCUGAUCCAAUCUGAGGUCCUGGCCUCCGAUCCUCGGUUGACCCUCCGUUUACGGGACACUGUACAGCUUUGUCUAUCUUUGGCGAAAGGAGCCAGCAUGACAGGAGAUCAAAAUAUCGUUACAAACGUGUCAUCCCCCAGCGAAGAAAGUCACACGUCUUCAGAGGAAAAGGAGCCUCAGCGCAGGCAAACUUCUCUCGCAACGUCGCCUCCUUAUAGAGAAUCUGCUGAAAGCGAAGAUUCGCGGACGCUACAAGCCACCGGCUUCAGGGGAACAGCAGAAGAUAAGUAUCCCCACGAGGCACCUUCCCUGGAUCUGAGCGCCUUUAUCGAACGGCUUCAUUUUGCGUGUCUCUAUGAAGGCUACUCAGCCCUCAGCGAUACCGCUGUAGGCAUGGACAUUUUACAGAGACCAUUUCGAUUCCUCCUUCGCUUGAUGGAUAGGAAACGCGUAACCUCUUACUUUGAAGCCUGCUUGCAUGCAAAAGCCAGUCGGAAGCGCCUGGAUGAGUGGAAAGAGAUACCCUACUUCAAAAUCGGUGGCGCUGGUACCCACUAUCCUCGCAAGACAAAGGCAAGCCCAAACGAAACUCUGCCGCGAUGGGAGAACAUCCAAGAUCCCACGUCAGAGCUACCGCAGGAGGUCCAGCAUGAGCUUGAUGGUGAGUGGUUUGAUAUACAGGAUCUAGAAGGAUUUCUCCUGGAAAAAGAAGUUGCAUUUGUCGUGGGCGAUACGAACAACUCUAGUGAUAAGCGAAACCUAGUGAACGCGGCACGUUUAAUUCAAGAAUUGUUAAAGACGGGCGUCUGCCUUGGCCGGACGCCGGGUUUCCGUCGUAAAGAUGUGGAAGAAGCCCUCCAUGUAGCUAUCUGUUCAUAAGGAUUGGAUGAGGAAUUGCUUUUCCAACCCAAUAUUUGGUCAGGUUGCUGCAAAAAGCAUCUAGAUGGCUGCCAUGAUCUGGCAUAACAAUCCCCCGAAAGUCCAAGAACAUUGUGGUAUGGCACAGAAUAUGUGGCAAAUUUUUACUACCGUAUUAGAGAGUUGGGGUUUACAAAGAUUAACGAACUUAAGAUUAAUGUUAUCCACAUG